Condylura cristata (star-nosed mole) is the source of this 348-nucleotide messenger RNA. RefSeq names its product chromosome unknown open reading frame, human C15orf54. NCBI's taxonomy places the organism in Eukaryota, Metazoa, Chordata, Mammalia, Eulipotyphla, Talpidae. The record is from RefSeq and is a predicted model, not a curated record.
AUGGAAGUAAAAUUCAUUACUGGCAAGCACAGUGACAGGACACCUCAGAGGACUAAGCCACAAAGAAUUUGCAGAGCCUUGUGGCUAACUCCAUACCCCAGUUUCUUGAAGACAUUGUCUUGGAUAAUCCUCUCAAAUCUGGUCCUGCACUUAUGAGCCACUCAGCUUGUGACUGAGCUCCCUCUCAAGUUCUUUUACAUUGACCUGUCAAACUGAACUUUCAGGAACCAGAUACCAUGUCAAAUCAACCAACAGAUGUCUCUCUCAAAUGAGUUGGAAAAGAACCAACCUGGAGAAGUCAUAAACAAGGAAACAUGCAACCCAAGGACUUUCAAUGAAUUGGCAUAA